Molecule: messenger RNA, 1698 nt
Organism: Naegleria gruberi
Lineage: Eukaryota; Heterolobosea; Eutetramitea; Acrasida; Naegleriidae
Exons: 3
Coding region: 1-1698 (565 amino acids)
Biological process (GO): lysosomal transport
Molecular function (GO): D-mannose binding; signaling receptor activity
Source: RefSeq, a predicted model, not a curated record
AUGGGCGUUUUUAAUGCCUCUGGUAUGGAUCCAAACUUUAAUUAUUACUUUAAAAUUUGUACGGGAGGUGCAAAUCCCAAUUCUCGUCUCUGCAACUUUACCUCUCAAGGUUUCCAGUACUCUUCUUUGUAUGAACUUUGCUAUCCAAUUGGAGCUACCAACCCAAGAAUUAGUUUUAUAAAUCCAAGUUCUGAACAAGAAGGUGUUUCCAUUGUUCAUUCUGAAAUUGUAGCAUCAGAUGGUGUUCUAAGAAAGCUCAAAAUUAAUCUAGUUUGUGAUUAUGCUCUAGAAACUCCAAAGUUUACUUUUAUGAGUGAGUCAAAGGAAGGUGGAGUGAUUACCUAUCUAUUUUCAGGAAGAACCAAAUAUUCAUGUCCACCAAAGCCAAAGGUUGUAGAUUGUACCAUUAAAACAACUAGUGGUGUAGUAUUGGAUCUAUCUGUUUUGGAUCAGAGUAAUGGAUAUGUUGUUUCUUCAACAAAUGAUCCUUCUUGGAAUUAUUACUUCACUGAAACUUGUACAACGACAUCCCAAGCAUAUCAAUAUUCUAAAACUUACAACGUUUGCUUCCCUAUUGGUUAUGGAGCCAAUCCAAUUUUGAGUUUUGUAAAUCCAGCCAAAGAAAGAGAAGGUGUUAAAGUUGUUCAUAGUGAGAUUUACAAUACCGAUGGAGUGGCUAGAAAGCUUGAAUUACGUUUGUAUUGUGAUAGAAACGCCCAAACUCUCCCAACAUUCCAAUUCAUUGGUGAAACAAGAGAGGGUGGUGUUAUUACUUACCAAUUUUCUGGUAAAACUAAAUCAGUAUGUCCUGCACUCCCAGAAAUUCCAAAACAAUGGGGUGGAUUGAAUUAUAUUGAUUUGGAUGAUUAUUCCAAUAGAAUCGUCUCCUAUCGUCUAGAUUCAUUCAUUGGACAACCAACAUUGAAUGUGCAAGUUUUACCAUCAAGUUCAAUCCAAAAGUACCUUUUUAUGAUUAGUGACUGUACAAAGAAUAGCUGGAGUUCAACAUUCAAGUUUGAUAAUUCCUCAUUCUUGCAAAAUUAUGGAUGUGUUUCUAUAUUUAGUCAAGUUUCGAACGAAACAAAUCCAGUCCCUCUUUCAAUUAGUUUCACUCAACCAAGCUCUGAGAUGAUGUUAGUAAUUCAAACAAGUACCAACCAGGAAAUGGUAAACAUGGGCAAUACCAACUCAUACACUGUCCAACCAUCUAGUGUUAGAUAUAACUUGAUAUAUUCAAGAAAGAUAAUGUACAAUUAUAAGGAACUAAAGCUUAAUGAAGAGUUAUCCAUUUCCCAAAAGGAUUCUGAAUUGUAUUUGGCAACUGUUAAAUUCCCUGCCAAUUCGUACCUGAAACUCAAUUGUUAUCAAAUCAAAGAUAUUUACGUUAGCAAAGAGGUUGCAUGGAAUACUGCUCAAGAAAUUGUAUCCUCUGAUUAUCAUUUAACCAAAUCUGGAGUUCUUUAUAUCUACUCUGGAGAGACACAAGUUGAGUACAAACUUGUAAUUAUUGGAAAUGCUUAUUUGUAUACAAGCGUAGUAGAUUUUGUUUAUACCUCUAACACAGUAACAGGUCUUUCCCUGUCAUUGGCAGCGAGUAUUUUCAUUCUGGCACUGGUUAUUGUAAUUGGUAUUGUUGUAAUCAUCAAAUUGAGACAAAAACAAAACAAUUUGGGUGAUUUGAAAGUUAGACUCAAUUAA